Molecule: messenger RNA, 4142 nt
Organism: Odontomachus brunneus
Lineage: Eukaryota; Metazoa; Arthropoda; Insecta; Hymenoptera; Formicidae
Gene: raptor
Product: regulatory-associated protein of mTOR
Exons: 23
Coding region: 216-4142 (1308 amino acids)
Biological process (GO): positive regulation of cell growth; cellular response to amino acid stimulus; regulation of autophagy
Cellular component (GO): cytoplasm; TORC1 complex
Molecular function (GO): protein binding; protein-macromolecule adaptor activity
Source: RefSeq, a predicted model, not a curated record
GCGUGUACGGCCAUCUCAAUAUGGCGGCGUGUGUGACAAAUUCGACGAGUCGCGCCUUGUGAAGGACGCUUUUACGUCGCGACCGCGUGGUGAAUAUCCGUUGGUGCGUGCACAAUUACACCGAGCAGUGUGAUCUGGCACGAGGCUAAUUGAUCAACGCGAUCGCGAAUACGCGUCCUCUCACACCCAGUGCCUGCAAUCGCGAUAUUACGAGGAUGUCAGUGAGUUAUGCCAGGAUGAAGGCGUGUUACGAAGCGUCUUCACCAACAGCGACAACAAUAACAACGACGACGAUCAUGAGCACGACGACGAUCAUGAGCACGACGACAACGAGCAAUACGUCCAGGCGGGCUGGCUCGGAGAAGGACUGGCAGAUGCAGCUGGCGUUCUGCAAGCCUCGUCACAAUGGCACGAUUGAAGGCGUGAAUUACAUCAGUCAAACCUGGCGGAUGAAGGAGCGGAUGAAGACUGUGAGCGUGGCUCUGGUGCUGUGUUUGAACGUCGGCGUCGACCCACCUGACAUUGUCAAGACACAGCCCUGUGCGCGCCUUGAAUGCUGGAUAGAUCCUUUGUCAGUGAGUCCUCAGAAAGCUCUGGAAACUAUAGGCUCGAAUCUGCAGAAACAGUAUGAACGGUGGCAGCCAAGAGCACGCUACAAACAGAGUUUAGAUCCAACUGUCGAGGAAGUUAAGAAAUUGUGUACAUCCUUAAGACGUAACGCUAAGGAGGAAAGAGUCCUGUUCCAUUACAAUGGCCAUGGUGUGCCCAAACCCACUACUAAUGGUGAAAUCUGGGUGUUUAAUAGGACAUAUACACAGUACAUUCCAUUGUCGGUUUAUGACUUGCAGACGUGGAUGGGUGCACCUAGCAUAUACGUGUAUGAUUGUUCUAACGCGGGUAUUAUUGUAGAAUCCUUUCAGCAAUUUGCAGAUCAGCACGAGAAGGAAUACGAGAUGGAGAAACAGCAAAAUCGUGCGACAGGUGUGUCAAGUCCUGCAGCACCGUGCUACAAGAACUGUAUUCAAUUGGCGGCAUGCGCGGCCAAUCAAAUUUUACCAAUGAAUCCAAAUUUACCUGCAGAUAUAUUUACGUCAUGUCUCACGACGCCGAUUAAAAUCGCAAUACGCUGGUUUGCGAUGCAGAGCACAGCCAAUUUAGUUCCCAACAUAUCCCUUGAUCUUCUUGACAAAAUUCCUGGACAGUUGACUGACAGGAGAACAAUGUUGGGCGAGCUCAAUUGGAUAUUUACCGCCAUUACCGACACGAUAGCGUGGAACACUCUGCCAAGAGAUCUAUUCCAAAGGUUAUUCAGGCAGGAUCUGUUAGUUGCUAGCCUCUUUAGGAAUUUCUUACUGGCCGAAAGAAUACUUCGCUCUUACGAUUGCACGCCGGUUUCCUGCCCAAAAUUGCCACCGACAUAUCAGCAUCGUAUGUGGCAAGCUUGGGACAUGGCGCUUGAUUUGUGCUUGGCACAGUUGCCGACGGUUCUGGAUAACGAGGAUCGUUACGUGCACUCAUCGUUCUUCGAGGAUCAACUCACAGCGUUUCAAGUCUGGCUUACUUUCGGAUCGCAGAGUCGCAAUCCGCCCGAACAGCUUCCGAUAGUUCUUCAGGUGUUAUUGAGUCAAGUUCAUAGACUGAGAGCGUUGGAGCUAUUAGGACGUUUCCUCGAUCUUGGCCCGUGGGCUGUGAAUUUAGCGCUUAGCGUGGGAAUCUUUCCCUACGUCUUGAAAUUACUGCAGAGCAACGCCAGAGAGCUCCGGCCAUUGCUCGUUUUUAUUUGGGCGAAAAUUCUUGCGGUAGAUAACACCUGUCAAGCCGAUCUCGUGCGCGAUGGUGGCCAUAAAUAUUUCUUGUCCGUACUGCAGGAUACCUCUACUCCGAGCGAGCAUAGAACGUUAGCCGCAUUUGUAUUGGCCAGUAUUGUGAACGAUUACCGGCCGGGUCAAGUGGCCGCGAAUCACGGCAAUCUCGUCUCGAUAUGUCUGGAGCAACUGGGAGACACGAACCCACUGCUACGGCAGUGGCUUUGCUUGUGCUUGGCACGACUUUGGCACAAUUUCGAUAAAGCGAGGUGGUGCGGCGUCAGAGAUAUUGCUCACGAGAAGCUCUUUACGUUACUAAAAGACCCCGUCCCGGAGGUCCGGGCGGCUAGUGUAUACGCAUUGGGUACAUUUAUAAACAGUGUUACAACCAGAAGCGAGCACGCGAACAAUAUCGAUCAAAUUAUAGCCAUGACGCUUAUCAAUACAGUGUCUCACGAUAUGUCUCCCUUAGUUAGGAAAGAGUUGGCAGUGGCUCUUCAGUGGAUGGUGCUGCAUUUCGAAAAUUCCUUCGUGACAUUAGCCUUGGCUGAGGAGCACAGCCGGAAGGAGCUCAUUGUGGAGACUUUGUCUCCGUUCAGUGGCAUGAGGCGCAAUCUAUCGAAGGAUAGAUUGAAGAUGCUUUCCCCUAAUAAUACUUACAGCAUAGACAUGACUGAUGGAUUCGGGCAAGAUCGCAUUAAGAGAGUGUCUUCCUCGUCGUCCAUUAGCAGUCUAGGUAAUAAUUGGGAGUUCGUGAGGAAACCUUGCGAGUCACUUGGUCACAGCUCGCUCGGAAAUUUACCGAGUCUCUCCUACGGUAGCGUGUAUAUGAAAUUAUGGCAUGGAUUGUGCAAUCUCGACAACGAUCCUCAUCCGGUGGUCGGUGCUAUGUCUCACAAAGUUACCAAUCAUGUUCGUAAUAAGGUAAAGGCAUCCUCGGCGCCAAAGGAGGUAACUGAAGCGAAAAUUUCUUCUUCGUUGUCUCUGCCGCCAUCUCCGUCGAAUCGAACUAGUUAUUUAAGUAAUAGCAAAGGAGAAUCGCCACCGCCUGCUGUCAAUUCUGGAACGGAUUUGUUGCGUUCUUCGAGAGCUCUGCCGCACAGUAGUCGCAAUAGGAAACCAGUUCCUAAUACGAUAUCUGAAGAGACAGAUGAAGUGCCUGGAUUCAAGACACCAUUGACUACCUCUCAAUUUGUCGAAUGGAGUUGCGCACAGUUUGCUCAGCCCGCUAGUUUAGAGAACGAGAUGGACGAUGUGGAAAGCAAGCCAUAUCUCGAGCGAGAAUGGCGAUUUAUACGUAACGAGAAGCAGAGGAAUGACGCGAGGGAGGAACAAUUGCGCGCUCCGCAAAGUAAGAUGGAGUCGCAGAUGUGUCAUGCGAGAUGUCCGCAGUCGCCUCAGAUUUUGGUCUUUCAUCCGUUCGAGUCGCAUUUGGCCGUAGCGCUGAAGGAUUGCUUCGGAGUAUGGGAUUAUCAGAGCGGCACGAAGUUGACGUACUGCGCGAGUCGCGGCAAUAAAGGGAAAUCGCGCGUCACGGCGCUGGAGUUCAUCAACUCUCACGACCUGACUCUGUUACUGGCGGGUUCCGACGACGGCUCGGUGAGAGUGUGGAAGAAUUACUGUGGUACAAUUAGUCCCGAUCCGGUUUUACUCACAGCUUGGCAAGCUCUGGCUGACGUACAACCCGCGACAAAGACCUCCAGUGCGACGGCAGGAUUGGUCACUAAGUGGGAACAGAAGUCACUCACUCUAGCGGUAACGGGCGAUGUACGCAUCGUGCGGCUCUGGGACGCUGAAACGGAACUGAAGAAGCAAGAUAUACCGACGGGUGCGGACUGUUGUACCACUUGCAUCGACGUUGACGGCACAGGCUCGAUUAUGGCACUGGGCUGCGGCGAUGGAUCGGUCAGGCUGUUUGAUCGGCGAUUACCUCCCGCGGAAGCGAGAGUCAUGACGUGGAGGGAACACAGCGUCUGGGUUUUGGGCACAUUCCUGAGGAAGGUAUCGACACCUCAAUUGUUUACCGGCUCUUCGUCGGGUGAUAUAAAGAUCUUCGAUCUUCGAAAAAAUUCCUCCGUGAGCACGAUUCAAGUAACACCCAGCAUCGCAGCGCUGACGGCACACGAAGUGGCUCAUAUUUUUGCUUGCGGCACUACGAAUCACUGCAUCAACGUCUACAAUACCUCAGGCCAACACCUCAAUACGAUAAAAUUCCACGAGGGAUUCAUGGGUACACGUAUAAGCCCCGUGAGCUGUCUGAAUUUCCAUCCGCAUCGCGUGGCCUUCGCGGCUGGCUUUGUGGACAGUACCUUCACGGUGUACGAGUCGCGCAGAUGA